Scheffersomyces coipomensis is the source of this 588-nucleotide messenger RNA. Its product is annotated as TRAPP complex core subunit. The record is from RefSeq and is a predicted model, not a curated record. Bases 1 to 588 code for a protein of 195 amino acids. Gene Ontology annotation, cellular component: cytosol; cis-Golgi network membrane; TRAPP complex. The transcript has a single exon. Lineage: Eukaryota; Fungi; Ascomycota; Pichiomycetes; Serinales; Debaryomycetaceae. Gene Ontology annotation, biological process: endoplasmic reticulum to Golgi vesicle-mediated transport; intra-Golgi vesicle-mediated transport.
AUGUCAAAGAGUAGUAAUAAUCGAUAUAAUGGGGAUGAUAUAUGGAAGAACAAUACGGAAAAGAUCAAUUCGGAAUUAUUCACAUUAACCUAUGGAUCCAUCGUUUCACAAUUAUGUCGAGAUUUUAAUCAUAAUUAUCAUGAAGUUAAUAAUCAAUUAGAUAAAAUGGGAUAUAAUAUUGGUCUAAGAUUGAUUGAAGAAUUCUUAGCUAAGACUGGAGUAGGAAGAUGUUCAACAUUCAAAGAGACAGUCGAAGUGAUAUCGAAAUUAGGGUUCAAGAUUUUUCUUAAUAUUACACCCCAAAUUGAAAAUUGGAGUUCUGAUAAUAAAUCAUGUUCCUUAAUCUUACCUGAUCCUAAUCCAUUGACUGAAUUUGUUGAAUUACCAAAUUUAAAAGAUGCUGAAAUCUUAAAGGAAUUAUGGUAUUCUCAAAUCUUAUGUGGGGUAUUAAGAGGUGCUUUACAAAUGGUUCAAUUAGAUGUAGAUGUUAAUUUUGUAAAGGAUACAUUAAGAGGUGAUGAUAAAACUGAAAUAAGAUUAAAAUUAAAUAAAUUUUUAAAGGAUGAAGUACCUGCUGGUGAAGAUUAA